Molecule: messenger RNA, 1532 nt
Organism: Cyprinus carpio (common carp)
Lineage: Eukaryota; Metazoa; Chordata; Actinopteri; Cypriniformes; Cyprinidae
Gene: gale
Product: UDP-galactose-4-epimerase
Biological process (GO): beta-D-galactose catabolic process via UDP-galactose, Leloir pathway
Cellular component (GO): cytosol
Molecular function (GO): UDP-glucose 4-epimerase activity
Source: RefSeq, a predicted model, not a curated record
UAUUGGCUUCACACACUUCCACGUGUCCCUGAAACCAGGAAGAGAGAAUGAAUAAACCAACAGACUCAGUGAACUGUUCGCCUGUCACUGAACUGCCUGCUGUCACCCGCGGGUUUCCCAGUAACCCUCAUUGAUCCCCAUUCAUCAGCACGGCUCUCAACAUGCGUCAGAAGAUCUUGGUGACAGGAGGAGGUGGAUACAUUGGCAGCCACUGUGUUGUGGAGCUCAUAGAGGCUGGUUAUCACCCUGUGGUCAUCGAUAACUUCAGUAAUGCUGUCAGAGGAGAGGGUAAUGUUCCAGAGAGCUUGCUGAGAAUAGAGAAGUUUCUGAAUACUCAGAUUGAGUUCCAUGAGCUGGACCUUCUGGAUAAACCUGGAUUGGAGAAAAUAUUCAAAAAACACUCCUUCUAUGCAGUGAUGCAUUUUGCAGGACUGAAAGCUGUGGGUGAAUCAGUAGAACAGCCUUUACGAUACUACAGAGUCAAUCUCACAGGAACCAUCAAUCUGCUGGAGGUGAUGCAGUCUCAUGGAGUGCGUAAUCUGGUAUUUAGCAGCUCCGCCACCGUCUAUGGAGACCCCCAAAAACUCCCCAUUGAUGAGCAGCAUCCAGUGGGUGGCUGCACAAACCCCUAUGGCAAGACCAAGUACUUCAUAGAGGAAAUGAUCAGGGACCAGUGCACAGCAGAGAAGGACUGGAAUGCUGUGUUGCUCAGGUACUUCAAUCCCAUUGGUGCUCACAUCUCAGGACAGAUUGGUGAAGAUCCACAGGGAAUCCCAAACAACCUUCUGCCUUAUGUUGCCCAGGUGGCUAUUGGCAGACGAAAACAUCUGAAUGUGUUUGGAAAUGACUACAGCACACCUGAUGGAACAGGUGUGAGAGACUACAUCCAUGUUGUUGACUUGGCAAAGGGGCACAUUGCUGCCGUCAAGAAACUGAAGGACAACUGUGGGUGUAAAGUCUAUAAUCUGGGCACAGGUACAGGCUACUCAGUGCUGCAGAUGGUGAAUGCCAUGGAAAAAGCUUCAGGUCGAAAGAUUGCCUAUCAGACUGCACCUCGACGCAGCGGUGAUGUGGCCUCAUGCUAUGCAGAUCCAACUCUGGCAGAGAAAGAGCUGGGCUGGAAGGCAGAAUACGGCCUGGAGAGGAUGUGUGAGGAUUUGUGGCGCUGGCAAUCCCAGAAUCCCACAGGAUUCAGUAAUGGAACACAGUCUUAAAACUGGAUGAAUGCAGAAUCUUUCUUAUGGAAAUAAGGGAAUUGCACUCAUGGCAAAAAACAAAACAAAGCCAAAGUGGGACCAUGAAGUCUUUCAUUUUGUAAUAAUUAUAUGUAAAAUCAUUAUAUUACAAGAAACUUGAAGCUAAACAAAUGAUUUUAUCAAAUUUAAAAUCUGUCUCUUUUGUUUUCUAAUGUCCUCCAUUUUCGUGUAAUCUCACUUUUAUCAAAGUACACUGAAUGGCUCAUUUCUAAUCUGGAAUUAUUUAUACUUCCUUGUCAGUAUGAAAUAAUAAAAAUUAUUUCACUUAUUUAGAAA